CACAGGCUUUAUCUGAGGUUCGGAAGAGAGAGGGCACCUACAGAAGAGAAAAUCAUAGAAGCUUAAUCUUUUUGGAUUUCCCUGCAAAUCGAGUGGGACCCGCCAAAUUGACGGGGAAGAGCAGUGACCGCGAGCCAUCUGGAAUCGGAAAGGCUACCGCAGCGACUGUUACAAUCAGGCGCGCAACAUUGUUGCAGUGUGACUGCUCGAGCGCGAACAAGGGAACAACACACAUCCAGCAAUGGUUUACAUGAGAGCAUUUUAUCAGACUUUUAUAUUAUUGUAAACGUAAGCUUUUCUCAAAUUCUAAUUAAAUCCCGGGUGUUUAACAGGAAGGAAUACAAUAUAUUUUCUUAAAGGAUAUAGUAUGCCGGACCAAAUUACAGUGUCCGAGUUCAUGGCGGAGACAAAUGAAGAUUAUAAAGCGCCAACUGCAUCAAACUUCACCACUAGAAUGUCCCACUGUAGGAGUACGGUGACUGCUUUGGAGGAGGCGCUGGAUGUGGACCGCAGUGUGCUGUACAAGAUGAAGAAGUCAGUCAAGGCCAUCUACACCUCAGGUCUGGCCCAUGUGGAGAAUGAGGAGCAGUACACCCAGGCCCUCGAGAAGUUUGGGGAGAACUGUGUCUACAGGGACGACCCCGACCUGGGCUCUGCCUUCCUGAAGUUCUCUGUCUUCACCAAGGAGCUCACCGCCCUCUUCAAAAACCUGUUCCAGAACAUGAACAACAUCAUCACCUUCCCUCUGGACAGCCUGCUGAAAGGAGACCUGAAAGGAGUCAAAGGGGACCUGAAAAAGCCUUUUGAUAAGGCCUGGAAAGACUACGAAACGAAAGUCACUAAGAUCGAGAAGGAGAAGAAGGAGCAUGCGCGGCAGCACGGCAUGAUCCGCACUGUGAUCAGCGGGUCGGAGAUAGCAGAGGAGAUGGAGAAGGAGAGGAGGUUCUUCCAGCUGCAGAUGUGUGAGUAUCUUCUUAAAGUGAAUGAGAUCAAGAUCAAGAAAGGGGUGGAUCUACUCCAGAAUCUCAUCAAAUAUUUCCAUGCACAGUGCAAUUUCUUUCAGGAUGGGCUGAAAGCAGUAGACAACCUCAAACCCUCCAUAGAGAAGCUAGCCACAGACUUACACACGAUAAAGCAGGCCCAGGACGAGGAGAGGAAGCAACUCACUCAGCUACGGGACGUUCUCAAGUCAGCGCUGCAGGUGGAGCAGAAGGAGGAGUCCCAGGUGAGACAGAGCGCCACCUACAGUUUGCACCAGCCUCAGGGCAACAAGGAGCAUGGUACCGAGCGCUGUGGGAACCUCUACAAGAAGAGUGACGGGUUAAGGAAAGUGUGGCAGAAGAGAAAGUGUUCAGUAAAGAAUGGAUACCUUACCAUAUCACAUGGGACGACAAACCGACCGCCGGCAAAACUCAACCUCCUCACCUGCCAGGUGAAACACAACCCAGAGGAGAAGAAGAGCUUUGACCUCAUCUCACAUGACAGAACGUAUCACUUUCAGACCGAGGAUGACCCAGAAUGUCAGAUAUGGAUCUCUGUGCUGCAGAACAGUAAGGAGGAAGCGUUGAAUAAUGCUUUUAAGGGAGACCAGCACGUUGGGGAGAACAACAUCGUCCAGGAGCUGACCAAGGCCAUCCUGGGAGAGGUCAAGAGGAUGACUGGCAACGAUGUCUGCUGUGACUGCAAAGCGCCCAACCCCACAUGGCUCUCCACUAACCUGGGCAUCCUGACGUGUAUAGAGUGUUCUGGGAUCCACCGGGAGUUGGGAGUCCACUACUCCAGGAUCCAGUCCCUCACGCUGGACGUCCUCAGCACCUCUGAACUCUUGCUGGCCAAGAACGUGGGGAAUGCAGGCUUUAACGACAUCAUGGAGGCGUGUCUAUCUGCGGAAGAUGUGGUCAAACCCAACCCUGCCAGUGACAUGCAAGCCCGUAAGGACUUCAUCACAGCCAAGUACACAGAGAAGCGUUUCGCCAGAAGGAAGUGUCCAGACGGGGUGUCCAAGCUGCACACGCUCUGUGACGCAGUCAAGUCCCGGGACAUCUUCUCUCUGAUCCAGGUGUAUGCUGAGGGAGUGGAUCUGAUGGAGCCCAUCCCCCUGGCCAACGGACAUGAACAAGGUGAAACGGCCCUUCACCUAGCGGUCAGAUUAGUGGACAGGACCUCGCUCCAUAUCGUUGACUUCCUCACUCAAAACAGUAUGAACCUGGACAAGCAGACAGCCAAAGGCAGUACAGCCUUACACUACUGCUGUCUGACUGACAACAUGGAGUGCCUCAAACUGCUCCUGCGCGGCAAGGCCUCCAUUGACAUAGCUAGUGAGUCUGGGGAGACGCCGCUGGACAUCGCGAAGAGACUGAAGCACCUGCAGUGUGAGGAGCUGCUGAACAUGGCGCUGGCGGGGAAGUUCAACGCCCAUGUGCACGUAGAGUACGAAUGGCGUCUGCACCAUGAAGACAUGGACGAGAGUGAUGAGGACCUGGAUGACAAGCCCAGCCCCCAUCGGAGAGAGGAGCGCCCUGCCAGCUGCUACACCCCUGGCUCCAACUCCCACCUCCAUCCCAGCCCGGCCUCCCUGGCACGGGACAAGCAGCGUGGUGGGUACAUGCCCAACCUAGUCACCAACGAGACCUAUGGUGCCAUCCUCAACGCCAGCCCUCCUGCGCCAGGGGGGCCCUCCAUGACCUCUGCACCCCCUCUGCCCCCAAGAAACAUAGUCCAGAUGCCAGGUCUGUGUGGGAUGGUCCAGUCAUCAAGGUCCUCUGGGUGGAAGCCUGGCUCGAUAGACCUGGGGGGCCGACAGAGGUCCUCCUCAGACCCCCCCAACAUGCACCUCCCGGUACCCCCCAUGCGGGUCACCUCAACCACUGGUCUUGCUCCUCCCCCCGUGGUCAAGACAGUGAGUGUGAUGGAGGCUAUGAACCAGCAGUCUAAACCAGGGACCGGACAUGGCCACAGCAGAGCCCCACCACCCAAGUCUCCAUCUGGCAACGCCAAAAGCUUCAGCAAAGGACCGACUCGAACGGGGUCCAUCGAAAGACCAGCUAAGGAAGUGCCGGGAUGCCCCCAGAACUCGAUAGGUCAAUCGCUGCCUCCGGCCCCCAUGCCUAGGAAGACCUAUCCGAAGCAGAGGCCCAAGCGAGUAAAGGCCAUCUAUAACUGUCUGGCAGACAACCCAGACGAGCUGACCUUCUCUGAGGGGGAGGUGAUCGUGGUGGACGGGGAGGAGGACCAGGAGUGGUGGCUGGGCCACAUUGAAGGAGAACCAAUGAGGAGGGGGGCUUUCCCCGUCACAUUCAUACACUUCAUCAUGGACUGAAGGUCAAAGGUCAACACAGGCACUGAUCUGGGAUGGAAACCUCCACCUCCCCACGUCUGCUGGUUUGUGGGACGAAAUCAUCAUGUUCAUCAUCGUUAUCAUCAUCAAGCUUGUGCCUGCGCUAACACUACAGAAGAAUCAAGUGUUGCUGCCCAAUGCUUUGGCUGGACAGUCUGGGUGUUGCCAUGACAACAUACCCACCCUUCACUCCGGGAAUGUUACGUGACGUCAUAUCACUGCUCUUUAGACCAAGCCCGCAGAUGCUCUUGAGGAAACUGUGUUUAGACUUCUGACAUUUUAAAAAACAAUGAUUGUAAUGAGUGUUCACAACAUUAAGAGGAUUAUUGACAAAAUGAAGGUUCUGUUCAUAAGUUUUACUUGGUUUUCCUCUGUGUGAAUUGUACAGAAAGUUAUUUAAAAACAACUGAUAGAGGGGACUACACACAGUAAUGUGGAUCUUUAGGAUUUCUUUCACUUAUCGUUAAUGUGAAUAUAGUCGUUAUGCUUACAUUCCACCUCCUUGCAUGGUUAAAGGGUGACUUUUUUACGCAUAAUUGCUUAGUAGUCAAAGACAUGUAAACUUUUUAGGACUUCCAAUGUGGGAGGAAAAACUUAAUUCAAAAUGGUGCUAACCCAGGAAUAUGCUAGGAGCCCUCACGUAGGGAUGAUCCACUGUCCCCAUCUCAAGACAGCUUGUAACGUGUUAACAACGGGGGGUUGAUGUGGGACAGCCUGUAACGUGUUAACAACAGGGGGUUGAUGUGGGACAGCCUGUAACGUGGUAACAACGGGGGGUUGAUGUGGGACAGCCUGUAACGUGGUAACAACAGGGGGUUGACGUGGGACAGCCUGUAACGUGGUAACAACAGGGGGUUGAUGUGGGACAGCCUGUAACGUGUUAACAACAGGGGGUUGAUGUGGGACAGCCUGUAACGUGGUAACAACGGGGUUGACGUGGGACAGCCUGUAACGUGUUAACAACGGGGUUGACGUGGGACAGCCUGUAACGUGGUAACAACGGGGGGUUGACGUGGGACAGCCUGUAACGUGGUAACAACAGGGGGUUGAUGUGGGACAGCCUGUAACGUGGUAACAACGGGGGGUUGAUGUGGGACAGCCUGUAACGUGGUAACAAAGGGGGGUUGACGUGGGACAGCCUGUAACGUGUUAACAACAGGGGGUUGACGUGGGACAGCCUGUAACGUGGUAACAACGGGGGGUUGACGUGGGACAGCCUGUAACGUGGUAACAACAGGGGGUUGAUGUGGGACAGCCUGUAACGUGGUAACAACGGGGGGUUGACGUGGGACAGCCUGUAACGUGGUAACAACGGGGGGUUGACGUGGGACAGCCUGUAACGUGGUAACAACAGGGGGUUGAUGUGGGACAGCCUGUAACGUGGUAACAACGGGGGGUUGACGUGGGACAGCCUGUAACGUGGUAACAACGGGGGGUUGACGUGGGACAGCCUGUAACGUGGUAACAACGGGGGGUUGACGUGGGACAGCCUGUAACGUGUUAACAACGGGGUUGACGUGGGACAGCCUGUAACGUGGUAACAACAGGGGGUUGACGUGGGACAGCCUGUAACGUGGUAACAACGGGGGGUUGACGUGGGACAGCCUGUAACGUGGUAACAACGGGGGGUUGACGUGGGACAGCCUGUAACGUGGUAACAACGGGGGGUUGACGUGGGACAGCCUGUAACGUGGUAACAACGGGGGGUUGACGUGGGACAGCCUGUAACGUGGUAACAACGGGGGGUUGAUGUGGGACAGCCUGUAACGUGGUAACAACGGGGGGUUGACGUGGGACAGCCUGUAACGUGUUAACAACGGGGGGUUGACGUGGGACAGCCUGUAACGUGUUAACAACGGGGGGUUGACGUGGGACAGCCUGUAACGUGGUAACAACGGGGGGUUGAUGUGGGACAGCCUGUAACGUGGUAACAACGGGGGGUUGAUGUGGGACAGCCUGUAACGUGGUAACAACAGGGGGUUGACGUGGGACAGCCUGUAACGUGGUAACAACGGGGGGUUGACGUGGGACAGCCUGUAACGUGGUAACAACAGGGGGAUGACGUGGGACAGCCUGUUACGUGGUAACAACGCGGGGUUGACGUGGGACAGCCUGUAACUUGGUAACAACAGGGGGAUGACGUGGGACAGCCUGUUACGUGGUAACAACGCGGGGUUGACGUGGGACAGCCUGUAACGUGGUAACAACGGGGGGCUGACGUGGGACAGCCUGUAACGUGGUAACAACGGGGGGUUGAUGUGGGACAGCCUGUAACGUGGUAACAACAGGGGGUUGACGUGGGACAGCUUGUAACGUGGUAACAACAGGGGGUUGACGUGGGACAGCCUGUAACGUGGUAACAACGGGGGGUUGACGUGGGACAGCUUGUAACGUGGUAACAAAGGGGGGUAAUGUGGGACAGCCUGUAACGUGGUAACAACGGGGGGUUGACGUGGGACAGCCUGUAACGUGGUAACAACGGGGGGUUGACGUGGGACAGCCUGUAACGUGGUAAGAACAGGGGGUUGACGUGGGACAGCCUGUAACGUGGUAACAAAGGGGGGUGAUGUGGGACAGCCUGUAACGUGGUAACAACGGGGGGUUGAUGUGGGACAGCCUGUAACGUGGUAACAACGGGGGGUUGAUGUGGGACAGCCUGUAACGUGGUAACAACGGGGGGUUGACGUGGGACAGCCUGUAACGUGGUAAUGAUCGGUUUCUGGGAGUAUAUGGAAACCUCCAUUGAUCACACCUAGGAGAACCCAGGCUCACUACCCUGUGUGUGUGUGUGUGUGUGUGUGUGUGUGUGUGUGUGUGUGUGUGUGUGUGUGUGUGUGUGUGUGUGUGUGUGUGUGUGUGUGUGUGUGUGUGUGUGUGUGCACGUGCAUAUCAGCUUGAAACCAUAUCAGUUACUUACAGCACAUUGUCUCCAUGUCGAUGGUCUACAGUGUGAUGCCAUUAUAAACUGGAUGGUUCGAGCCCUGAAUGCUGAUUGGCUGACGGCCGUGGUAUAUCAGACUGUAUACCACGGUAUGACAAAACAUGUAUUUUUACU
Messenger RNA from Salvelinus namaycush (lake trout), 6392 nucleotides. Its product is annotated as arf-GAP with SH3 domain, ANK repeat and PH domain-containing protein 2-like. The coding region runs from base 368 to 3319 and encodes 983 amino acids. Gene Ontology annotation, biological process: positive regulation of GTPase activity. The transcript is spliced from 28 exons. Lineage: Eukaryota; Metazoa; Chordata; Actinopteri; Salmoniformes; Salmonidae. Gene Ontology annotation, cellular component: cytoplasm. Gene Ontology annotation, molecular function: protein binding; GTPase activator activity. The record is from RefSeq and is a predicted model, not a curated record.